AUGGUACGAAUUUUGGCCAAUGGGGAAAUUGUACAGGAUGAUGACCCCCGCGUGAGGACCACCACUCCACAGCAUGGUAGUACACCUCGACAGAGCUUUCUCAACAGGGGCCCUGGUGCUCCCCUGGGGGGCCCUGGUCCCCGCCAGCAGCAAGUGGGGGCCAGGCUGGGAGCUGCUCAGUCCCCUUUCAAUGACCUCAACCGGCAGCUGGUGAACAUGGGCUUCCCCCAGUGGCAUCUGGGCAAUCAUGCUGUGGAACCCGUGACUUCGAUCCUGCUUCUCUUCCUGCUUAUGAUGCUUGGUGUUCGCGGGCUCUUUCUGGUGGGCCUCGUCUACUUGGUGUCCCACCUGAGUCAGCGGUGA
This is a messenger RNA of Chrysochloris asiatica (Cape golden mole), 363 nucleotides long. RefSeq names its product chromosome unknown open reading frame, human C10orf35 (gene FAM241B). Gene Ontology annotation, cellular component: intracellular membrane-bounded organelle. The coding region runs from base 1 to 363 and encodes 120 amino acids. Lineage: Eukaryota; Metazoa; Chordata; Mammalia; Afrosoricida; Chrysochloridae. The record is from RefSeq and is a predicted model, not a curated record. The transcript is spliced from 2 exons.